AUGGCAAAAAAAGUUCAACCGUCUGCAGCUUACUUUGAAGAAUACGAUGACAGCACAGGCGACGUUGUUUCCGGAACUCGCCAAAGCGCAAAUAUUGCUGCCAAGCGACCCAAACCAUUGGAACUUGGACCCUUUGAUUUUGCAAGCGACUCUGGCUAUUCAAGCCGUACUGCCACUACUGGAGCCAGUGGACAAUCCCGUGCCAGUGGAAGACCCGGCCCUUUACCUUUAACCGUGAAUACUGCCACCAGUUCUAGGUCAUUUCCACAGCAACCACCACCUCCUCCUCUGGCAACCCGCGUCAAGGAAAGCCGCAAGGAAAAAGGAAAGCAAAAAGAAGACAGAAGGAUAUCAGCCGAGAUGAUGCACAUGGAGCAUUUGCGAAAUGCAAAUGGCAUGGCCGUUCCUGGCAGGUCGGCUUCUAAAUCCCAGCGCCGGGAGAGCGUCAGUUUGCAACAUCAACCAGAAAUGUGCUGGCAAUGUGCAAAUGGCUUUCAUCACAGCGUGAAUGGAAUGCAUUCUGCUUCUCCUAUGGAUCCUCGGAGUGUGAAUGGCUACCCCUCGUACUACUACUCGCAGGCGCCUCCAGUGCAAAACCCUCCCCCUGCGUCUCCCCAGUCGGCACAGUUCCAGUAUCCCUAUGGUCCUGACGUUUUGAUUGCACACUCCUCCCAACGUCAACGGAGACCAAGUCGUUCCACUACCUAUCAUCCCGAUGGCAGUAGUAGGCCUAUAAGCUACCACGGCGGUAGGCAGGAAUCGCUCUACAAUCCAGGUUCUCUUCCCAUGAGCCACUAUGAACAAGGACCACCCUCUGUAUACUCUUCUUAUUAUACCCAACCGUCGACGCCACGCCAGCAGUACUAUGCUGAACCCGGUGCCACUUUUCAGGCCAUCUAUGAGAGACCACGUAGCUCCAUGUCCCGACCAAGGGAACAACAUCGACGGUCCUCUGUUUAUGGACGACCAGCAGUGGAACAUAGCCCGGCUAAAGCAUCUUACGAGGAUGGCCCGUAUUUGGAACGCCAUGUCUCCAGAGAGCAUCGUCCACGUCGAAUGUCGCAAUCCCAGCGGCGCCCGGAACCUUUUGACGAGGCCGAGGCCUUUUAUCUCAUGCCACCACCUCCCCCACCGCAACCAAAGCCAAAGAUAAUCCAGAAACGACCGGACCUCGCUCCGAAGCAGAUGGGAAAUGGAAGCAUGCCGCCUCCCACUAGCCGUCGUAUGUCCCAUUCACGCGACUCAUGGGACAUGUCGGAUUUGAAACAGGCUUUGCCUAACCAGCAAGUUCGCCCGAUCCAAGGAGCUCCGGAGCGUAGCCGCAGCGUGAGGACUAGGAGAACUUCCUAUCAUGAAUCUGAUGCUGGCCGUGAGAUUGCCAUUGAAAAUCCUCGUCGCCGGCGUACCCAGUACCAUGAAGAUGAACCUAGCCCUCGCCCGGUGGCCACUUCAGACUUGGAACAGAAGCAUCGCAGUGCCGAGGAAUAUCAAGCAGCAAAAUCCGGCCGAAGUUCGACUGCUGGGGUUGCUCUUACGGAGGACGCCUUGCGGCUCAAAAGCAAAAUCAAUCAGCAGCAGCGCCUGGAAAGUGAUAGCGGAAGCCAGAAAACUCGAUCCAACAGCAGCCGAGGAAGCGACGCCCGUACAAGGGAUGGUAGUGGAGUCGGUUCGAGGAUUGAAGAUGACAGCAGCUUUACUAUGACCAUGCAUGGAAUGACGAUUGGUUUUACGCAGGAGUCGGUUAACGGCAAACGGAUCCACCUUCGAGCGGAUGACAAUGGUGGUAUUGGCUUGAAUAUUGAAGGCCGCCGACCGAAAAAAUACAUCAUGCCUGCUGGCUCGGAGUAUACGACCGUUAGCAGCAGGAAAGAAAUCGAGGAUGGGCGGCGUGCUCGAGAUGAAAGACGCUCCGACCGUGCUUCUCGCCGGUCCAGCCGCUCCACGUACAGCGGUCGAUUCGAUUGA
Talaromyces atroroseus is the source of this 1965-nucleotide messenger RNA. RefSeq lists its product as hypothetical. The transcript has a single exon. The coding region runs from base 1 to 1965 and encodes 654 amino acids. The record is from RefSeq and is a predicted model, not a curated record. Lineage: Eukaryota; Fungi; Ascomycota; Eurotiomycetes; Eurotiales; Trichocomaceae.